AAACCAUGGAGUUUGUUACCACACAGCCAUAUCUAUGCCGCUUUGUUUCUUAAUUCUCACAAAUUUAAUACUUUAUCUAGGGACAAAAUUCAUGCACUUGAAGAAACACUGGCAAAGGGGUCUUUAAAAAUAUUGAAGCUAUCAAGAGCAAGGACAAAUUAUGCAAAACUCCACAACAAGUUGAAAUUGAUAUCAACUGUACAUCAAACUCAACCAACAAUACAGUUACUCUUGUCAACUAAUGAGUUUGUAGGAGCCCUGGAUCUCAUAUCUACUACACAAGAAGUCUUAGCUCAAGAACUAGCUGGUAUUCAUUCUUUCAGGCAUUUGGGCUCUCAAUUAGCAGAACUUGAGAAAGUUAUUAACAAGAUGCUAUUAGCAGAACUUAAUAAAUAUGUUACUGCAAAACUAAAUCGGCCAACAGUUGAUCCGCAACCUUUAUCUGAUGAUGUAAAAUUAGCUGCUAUUGUACUAGGGAUGUUACGUGAACAUAAUUUUGAUUUUGUUGAUGUUAUUCGAGAAGAGUCAUUCAAAGCUCUAAAGGCUACAAUUAAGCAGUCUGUGAUUGAAGCUGUUGCCACUGCAGAUGACAUUGAUACUGAAGGAAAUGUAGGCUGCUUAGCAGAUCAAAUGAGGCUUCUAAAUUAUACUCAAUGGAUACAAAUGCUGAGAAAUGUUUUCUUUAAUAUAAUGGUCAUUGUUAACCGAGUAUUGGCUUUUCACGGCGUGAUAUGUCAUGUUGUUAUGAUAGCUGCUGGUCGCCCUGGUAAACCACCAUCAUUAAUUCAUUACUGUGGGGCAGAUGAAUGUGAAGAAGAAAAUGUAUUAGCAGCAACAGCAGAGUAUGAACAAGUGCCAGAACUUCUUCAUGUAUCAGUCAGCGAAGAUUUAGAUGUGAUGAUUUCUGAAGAGGAAUUCCAUGCUUUAUUCCAAAAUCUUCAGAAAAUGCUUAGUGCUGUUUGUGACCACGCACAUGAUCGCUGUGUAAAACUGAUGGUCGCGAGAGCAAAAGAUGGAUUUUUAGAAAAAUUAACGUCAAGUGAGUUUGUCACUUUAUCACGAGAAGUGGAAACAUUUGUAAGUGAUUGUAUGAAAAAAUGUGGCCAUAGGAGCACAUCUCUUCGAGGAAGUUUGCAGAGCCAGGCAAACAGAUUUGUUGAACGAUUCCAUGAGGAGCGGAAAACUAAAUUAAGUUUAAUUCUAGAUAGUGAGCGGUGGAAACAAGCUGAUGUACCUGUUGAGUUUCAAGAAAUGGUUGAUAAUAUCAGUAAAACAGGAAAAAUGCAACUCCCAGAAAAAAGAAUUGACUUAAGUAAGAAGCCUGGAGAAUUUAUUAUUGUGAAUAAAGAAAAAUAUGCAGUUGUUGGUACUGUCUUGAUGUUAUUGAAAAUGAUGGUUGAGUACUGUGAAUGUGUUAAAGAUAUCCCAGCUGCUGCACAAGACAUUGUCACAAGAUUGAUUGACUUGCUCAAGACUUUCAAUUCCCGUACCUGCCAGUUGGUUCUUGGUGCUGGAGCCCUUCAGUUAGUUGGUCUAAAAACAAUUUCUACAAAGAAUUUAGCUCUUGCAUCUCGCUGUCUGCAACUUGUUGUCUUUUAUGUACCAUUUGUUAAAAACCAUUUUAAAACAAGAUUAUAUGAUAAAAAACAUAUGUUAAAGCACUUGGAUCAGAUAACAAAGGAUUACACAGACCACAUAGAUGAAAUAUCAAAUAAAUUAGUUGCAAUUAUGGAUGUAUCAACAGAAUCUUAUAUUUUGAAGUGGGAUGCUAAGCCUCCAAUGCCAUCUCAGCAUUUUAGGAAUAUUUGUAAACAAAUGACAAAGUUCUAUGAAGUUACAAUAGACGUCUUACCUGAACACCAAGUAAAGAGUAUCUUUCAACGAAUUCAUAAUAAUUUUGUGACUCUUUUAAGACAACAAUUACUGGUACUGAAUGUCACAAAUGAUGGUGGACCACAGAAUGGGUUGGUCAAUGCUGACAUAAAUUUUUAUGAAAACAGCAUGAAACAAUUAAAAGGAAUUACUGAUAUAAUUAAUGAUUUGCAAACUGUUUGGAACACAAACCAUGAGAGAUGACUACUCCUUAAUUAAUUAACUAAUUUUAUCUCAAACAUUUAUUGAAAUAAACUGUUUGGUUAACAAGUUUUGUUGAUUAAUCUAGUAAAAUUAAAAUAAUUAUGCUAAA
Octopus sinensis (East Asian common octopus) is the source of this 2185-nucleotide messenger RNA. RefSeq names its product vacuolar protein sorting-associated protein 54. Gene Ontology annotation, molecular function: syntaxin binding. The annotation marks the transcript as partial. Gene Ontology annotation, biological process: Golgi to vacuole transport; retrograde transport, endosome to Golgi. Lineage: Eukaryota; Metazoa; Mollusca; Cephalopoda; Octopoda; Octopodidae. The record is from RefSeq and is a predicted model, not a curated record. The transcript is spliced from 20 exons. Gene Ontology annotation, cellular component: GARP complex.